This is a messenger RNA of Phyllotreta striolata, 1989 nucleotides long. Lineage: Eukaryota; Metazoa; Arthropoda; Insecta; Coleoptera; Chrysomelidae. The record is from the annotation of a GenBank genome assembly.
CGGAACCAUAUGUGCAAUUAGUACCAUCGCAAAGAUGAAUCUUAAAAUUAUUUGUGCAAUUUUAGCAACUUCUCUGUGCGUUAGUGCCGAAAGUGUCUACAAGCAAAGAUUCUUGGAGCAGUACAACAAAAUGCACGAUCCAUCCAACGGCUAUUUUUCACCAAAAGGCAUUCCUUACCACGCCGUUGAAACUCUAAUAGUGGAAUCCUCGGACUACGGCCACGAAACCACUUCGGAAGCUCACAGCUACUACAUUUGGCUCGAAUCAAUGUACGGCGGCAUUACAAACGACUUUUCCAAGUUCAACGAAGCCUGGGAAAUCAUGGAAAAAUACAUCAUACCGGUGCACGAGAGCCAACCCAACACGGACCUCUACAACCACAGCCAUCCAGCGGGUUACGGCCCCGGAGGAGACUACCCGUCCGACUACCCCAUGGCCCCAGUGAAUCCCCCAGCACCGGUAGGAAUCGAUCCUCUGUACGAAGAACUUGUGGAGACCUACAACACCUCGGACAUCUACGCAAUGCACUGGCUAACGGACGUAGACAACAUUUACGGUUUCGGAAACAGCCCUGGAAAUUGCCAAUUGGGACCCAGCGAACCCGGACCAUCUUUUAUUAACACCUACCAACGAGGACCGAGGGAAACCGCUUUCAAAACCAUUCCGCAACCAACUUGCGACAAUUUCAAGUACGGAGGAAAAAUGGGCUUCGGAGAUUUGUUCUCGAUCGGUGAUCACGCCCCUAAUUGGAAGUACUCCGUUGCACCGGACGCAGACGCCAGGGCUAUUCAAGCAGCAUUCUGGGCCUCAAGGUGGGCUACAGCCGCGGGAAAACUCGACCAAAUCAAAGACACGCUAUCCAAAGCCAGCAAACUCGGAGACUACCUCAGGUACUGCUUCUUCGAUAAGUAUUUCAAACGAAUAGGCAACUGCAUCGACCCUUACAAGUGCCCGGGAGGUACUGGAAGAGACAGCGCGCACUAUUUGCUCGGCUGGUUCUUCGGCUGGGGAGGCUCCAUAGCCAAAGAGUACGGUUAUUCCUGGAGGAUAUCGGAGGGAGUCGCUCAUUUCGGUUACCAAAAUCCGAUGGCGGCGUACGCGUUAAUCAACGAACCCCACAUGACGCCGAAAGCGCCUAGCGCCGUAGGAGAUUGGGAAAAAUCUUUAGAAAGACAACUGGAGCUCUACGAGUAUCUCCAGUCGAAGGAAGGCGCUUUUGCUGGGGGAGUAAACAACAACUGGAACGACAGGUACGAAGAUCCGCCGGAGGAAAUAAAAGCGAACACUUUCCAUGGAAUGUGGUACUCUUGGGAGCCGGUUUCCUACGAUCCCCCGUCGAACCAAUGGUUCGGUAUGCAACCUUGGUCUACCGACCGCCUGGCGCAAUACUAUUACGUCACCGGCGACGAGAAAGUCAAGAAGGUUCUGGACAAAUGGGUGGGUUGGAUAUUAAAAGAAACCACUUUCAGCGGAAACUCCUUCCAAAUGCCGAGUACACUGGAUUGGGAAGGUGUUCCCCCGAACGUUCACUGUAAAGUCGUCUAUUACGGCAACGGUGUAGGUCCUGCGGCUGCAACUGCAAGAGCAUUGUCUUAUUACGCGGCCAAAUCCGGCAACCAAGAGGCCAAAAACCUGGCCAAGAAAUUGCUGGAUUCCCUGUGGGAGAACAACAGGGAUGAAAUCGGCGUGACGGUGGAAGAACAACCCGACUAUCACUUCAAUCAAUCCGUGUACGUGCCAGAAGGAUGGACCGGGGUUUAUCCCAACGGUGAUGUUAUCAAUUCAUCGGCCACUUUCGUUAGCAUUCGGUCCUUCUACAAGAAGGAUCCCCAGUGGGGCAAGAUCGAGGAAUACUUGAACGGUGGACCGGCGCCUAAAUUUUCUUAUCACAGAUUUUGGGAUCAAACCGAUGUUGCUUUAGCUUUUGGAGCUUAUGGAUUAUUGUUCAAUGAAUAAUUUUAUAUUUUAAUAAAAUGAAAAAAUAAUAU